Molecule: messenger RNA, 4337 nt
Organism: Symbiodinium necroappetens
Lineage: Eukaryota; Dinophyceae; Suessiales; Symbiodiniaceae
Source: the annotation of a GenBank genome assembly
GCCUCUUUGCCGCUGAAGCCAUUGCAGCGGGCGUGGUGCUGCCACCGUAUCAGGGGCUUUCUUUGCUGUUUGCAGACCUGGAUCGGGUGGAGUACUCCCGAGAGGUUGACAACUACGUUUGGUGUCCCAGAGAUCGGAAACUGGAGGGAGAGCCCUGGCUUCCGAGCUUCUGCGUGGACGGGCAACGCCUCCAGCGCGGAAAUCCCGCGAGAUUUGUGAACGCUGCCCGCAUGGCAAACCAGUGUGACGAUGUGAAUCUCGAAAUUUGCGAGCUCGGACGAGUCGCAUAUUUUCGCACUCUACGACCUGUCUCUGCAGGCACGGAGCUGAUCGUUGACUACGGCUCUUCGUACUGGGAAGACUUCGCAGGUUGCGAGAGAAAGGCCUAUGCUGCUGCUAUACGAAGCGCGGCGGAGGAGCUGAGGCGAGCAAAGCCAUCGCAAGCUCUAAGAGCUCUUGACUUAGGAAGUGGCUCCGGAUUGCUGGGCUUGCUCUGCUGGCAAACAGGACUGUUCGAAGAAGUGGUCUUCAUCGAAGCAUGUCCCCCGCUAGCUGAAGCGGCACGUGAGAACAUCAGGAGAAAUGGCGCAGAGCGAUGCUGCUCGGUUUGGGAGGGCCACUCUUUCGAACUUCUCCACGACGAGAAGGCCAAGGACACAUCUUUUGAUCUCUGUGUUUCCGAACUCCUGGACGCAGUUCUGAUUGGCGAAGGCGUGCUGCCGACGCUGCGACAUGCUGCAGCUUCACGAAGCUUCAAUCCAGGCCCUGAGCUGAUCCCACGCCGCGCCCAAGUCUUUGGUCGAGUCUUCCGGUCGAAGGCACUCUGGGAGCGGCACCGUGGUGCUUUUCAAGAUUCAAGCUUCGUGAGCUUGCCAGAGGCGCCCGGGCCAGAAGCACUGCGCAGGAUGUGGUCCGUUGUCCCGGGCUUCAUGCAGCUGAACAUAUUCACCUGGCGCCAUUCCUUGAAACAGGCCGGGAGCGCCAGGCAGGAUAGCCUCACAGCUGAGCUGCCGGACGGCAGCACUGGUCAGCUGCCUAGGUGCCGCGCUCUUUGCGCGCAGCUUGGCUUAGCCAAUUCGACCCUCAGUGGUUUUUACGGGCAAGAUCCCAUAGCUUCUGUGGAGCAGACGCGUUUCUCCAUGUGCGAGAGUGUGAUCACAGUCGAAGGCCACCACCCGAAGCGUGCCUUUACGGUGCGGCGGCUGACAAGCUUGGCGCAGCGGCCACGAAGAGCGAGGAGUCGCCUUGCCGCGCUAUCCACUGCCACGGCUGUGCGGCCCAGCGAGGCCAUUGGAUGGCGGAGCCUAGCGCACAUUUACUGCAUGAAUUUGGAACACCGUCCCGAGCGCUGGGAGUUCAUGCAGAAGCAGUUCCAGAAAUUAAGGAUGCCUGUGGAGCGCUUCAGUGCAGUCAAUGGCCGUGACCUGGACGUCCCUGAUCUAGCCAUGAAUGGUGUUAUUGCAAUGGAGGCGUUGCCCCGCUACUACCUGCCAGACGAGCAGAAGCUCUUUGGCACGGAUCUCACUGCAGGCGGCAUAGGCUGUGCAUUGUCACACAUGCUCAUUUGGCGAGACAUCAUCCAGAAAUGUGCGGAAGAUGGCGUGGAUCCGCGAGCACCCUUCCUGGUUAUUGAGGAUGACUGCGAGUUUGCGCAGGGCUUCUCGGAGGAAGUGCUCCUUGAGCGUCUGUCGCACGUGCCGCAGGAUUGGGAGAUCGUCUAUCUCGGUGGCCAGGAUCUUCUGCGCAGGCAGCACCUCUACGAGGUGGGCAAAGGUGUGCGGCGGCUCUACAAAGGCUUUCGUGAGACUACGGCAUAUGUCAUCAACGACGCCGGGGCCAAGGCAUGCCUAGAAGUAAGCGUGCCGCUGUACUGGCAGAUCGACACCCACAUGAAUGACGAGUCUCUGCGUGAAGGCUUGAAGCCUCCGAAACCGGGGCACGCAGAUCACACGAUGCAUCCCAGGGGCUACUUCCUCUGGCCAGGAAUCGUGGCGCAGCAGCGGGACGGAUUUCCCACGGAUGUACAGAAGGUAGCAUCUGUGGUUUCAAGCCACAGAGCACUUCUGUUCAGGUUAGUGGCAGCUAGGUGGCGUGAAUGGCGAAAACGUCUCCUAGAGUUUGUCUCGGAGCCGUUCGAGGUCUUUGACUUCGACUUUGCUGCGGUCACCGCGCUUCCUUCGUGUGGCCGGCGUGUGGCGCUGCACGUGCCGCUGAUGCCUGGCGAAGCACACGGCGUUGCGCUUUGGUUUGAGGCUGAGCUUUUCGGGUCAGUCCGAAUCUCGACGUCUCCCGGGCAGCCCUUGCGCGAACACUGGCGCCAGGCUGCCCUCUGCUUCCGCACGCCUGUCGCUGUCGAGGGCUCUGAGCCUUUGGAGCUGGAGGCACACCAUGAUGACGAUGCUGUUUGGAUUUCGCUUCCUCGCCGAUCGCGCCAGAAGCUGCAGCCUGGCCGGCCGCCAACUUGCAGUUGCGGCCUGCACGCGGCCACUUCUCGGCGCCGCCUCGGUGCCCUCGGCGUCGAAGGAGCCUGGACAGUGGGUCUUCCCGAAGCCGAGAAGGGCUGCGGCGCCUUGGUCUUCGGAGAUGGCCCCAGCCUGGCAAUCAGGUUGGCCAGACACGGUUACGACCCGGUGGUGUCUGUGGGACCAGGCAUGUUGAACUCCAACAUCAUCCAGAAGUUCGCCGCUAGCAAUGGCAUGCAAGCAGUGCUUAAAGCAGCGCUUCUUGUGGGGGACAUUGUGCCGAAGGGUGAAGAGACCAAGAGAAAGCAUCGGCGGACCGAUGUUCGGUCAGCCCAAAAGCGGCAAACGGAUGAGUCUGAGGCAGACAGCCUAGAAGACCUGGAGGACUUUCAAUGGGCAGCCCUGGCAGAGAGCUUGGAGGCGUUUGACGUUAACUGGGCUGCGUUUUCCGACUUUUGGUACGAAGCUGCUGCAGAGGACUGGAGGUUCCACCACUAUGCGAUCUUCGCUCAGAGCCUCCAUGCACUGCAGACCGCCGGAUUGAAGGUCCAUGCACCGCCAUGCUCGUGGACACUCCACGCUGCUGCCUUCGAGUCCGAGUGGCUGGCGAGACGACUUCUUCCUGUGCCGAACGAUCUUGAUCCCUGGCAGGGUAUAGAUCUACGAGCUCUAAACGCGCUGCACGCAGGUCAGCCAAAGUCUGGCUUUAGCGCCGAUGUCUUUCCGCUGGUGAGCGCAAACAUGCUUCGGAUCGUGUCGCGCAGCGCGGAGGUGCUUCAGCUGCCCUGCCAUUGGGAGAGCCGACUCGAGGAUUGGCAAAGCAUUGAGCUUUCCGUCCAGCGACCUGCACAUGGUGUCUUGCUCUGGAUCCAACCAAAGGUUGGGCUCUUUGCAGUCUCGUUACAAAACAAAGCUGCACAUGCGAUUGCAACGGUCUGCGACGGCAGCAUUCUUGCCAUGAGCAUUGCUUGGCAGUCGCCUACAAGAGCCCUGACACAGGGCAUUCAAUGGGAGCCACCCUGGUCUUCACCACACACCGGAGAGGUCGACCAGCUGACAUGGGGCAGGCUCUGCGUCCCGAGCGCCGGCGAGGCCAACAAGGAUAACUCUUGGCCCUCACCGAUAUUUGAGGCAGAAGCUGCGCGGGAGACGGUCCAGCACCAGGUCUUCACCUCUGGCAUUGCUACAUCAAGCUGUGGCUUUGUUGAGGAGCAUGGCACUGCGGAUGCGGGAGAAGCCCCUGAUCCUGUGGCCAGGUGCCUGGACUUCAGCGACGAAAUCGUGGCCCAAGUAAAUGCUGUUCCGAGGCCUUCUGACGUCUCGCAGGCGCCUGUACCUGGCCGGCGCGCUCUCGAGGUUGCCAAGGAGCUGGAGCUCCUCCUAGGCUGGCUGCUCUCGGAGCGGUUGCGCGAAAGGGAUCGGAUUGACAGUAAAUUGGCAUCUUUGAGAGCGCCACUUCAGCACCGAGAUAACGGCCAAGUGUUGGCGGCAACAGACAUCAACUGGUACGAUGCUCUGACGAGCGGCGAAGCGAUGAGCUUGCUCAGGCACGAGCGGUUUGGCGUGGUGCUGGCCGAGGCUGCAGCCCGUGCGACAGUGCGGGUCAGGGCAAGGCUGCUUCCUGGCUUCGAGCUCGAAGUAGACGCCAGAGCUUCGAGUUCAGCUGGGCAACAAAAUAUGUUCGGAAAAGACUGGGCUUUUCCAUCUGAAAGAACAAAGAUUUAUUUAUUACUCUUUUGUGGCAUCGCUUCUGGCUUCUCCAUUUCCUUGCCCUGGUUUGUUAGCCUUUUAAUUUUUAGGUUUUUGAUUUCUGGGGCUCGGUUUUAUUUAAAAUACUGUUUUUUACUUAAUAGAAUAUCAUAUAAUAUACUAUAA